Molecule: messenger RNA, 1371 nt
Organism: Gigantopelta aegis
Lineage: Eukaryota; Metazoa; Mollusca; Gastropoda; Neomphalida; Peltospiridae
Product: BCL-6 corepressor-like protein 1
Exons: 2
Coding region: 1-1371 (456 amino acids)
Source: RefSeq, a predicted model, not a curated record
AUGCCUUUUGUUUCUUAUUCAACUGGUACCAUACUCACCAGCCUCCUUCCCAGCCUCAGUCCCAGCCCAGCCCCAGCCUCAGUCCCAGCCUCAGUCCCAUCCAACGUCCCAGCCUCCGUCCCAGCCUCAGUGCCAGCAUCAGUCCCAGCCUCAGUGCCAGCCAACGUCCCAGCCUCAGUCCCAGCCUCAGUGCCAGCCUCAGUCCCAGCCCAGCCCCAGCCUCAGUCCCAGCCUCAGUCCCAUCCAACGUCCCAGCCUCCGUCCCAGCCUCCGUCCCAGCCUCAGUCCCAGCCCAGCCCCAGCCUCAGUCCCAGCCUCAGUCCCAUCCAACGUCCCAGCCUCCGUCCCAGCCUCCGUCCCAGCCUCAGUGCCAGCCUCAGUCCCAGCCUCAGUGCCAGCCAACGUCCCAGCCUCAGUCCCAGCCUCAGUGCCAGCCUCAGUGCCAGCCUCAAUCCCAGCCCAGCCCCAGCCUCAGUCCCAGCCUCAGUCCCAUCCAACGUCCCAGCCUCCGUCCCAGCCUCCGUCCCAGCCAACGUCCCAGCCUCCGUCCCAGCCUCCGUCCCAGCCUCAGUGCCAGCCUCAGUCCCAGCCUCAGUGCCAGCCUCCGUCCCAGCCUCCGUCCCAGCCUCAGUGCCAGCCUCCGUCCCAGCCUCCUUCCCAGCCUCAGUCCCAGCCUCAGUCCCAGCCUCAGUGCCAGCCUCAGUGCCAGCCUCAGUGCCAGCCUCAGUCCCAGCCUCAGUCCCAGCCUCCGUCCCAGCCUCAGUGCCAGCCUCAGUGCCAGCCUCAGUGCCAGCCUCCGUCCCAGCCUCAGUGCCAGCCUCAGUCCCAGCCUCAGUCCCAGCCUCCGUCCCAGCGUCAGUGCCAGCCUCAGUCCCAGCCUCCGUCCCAGCCUCCGUCCCAGCCUCCGUCCCAGCCUCAGUCCCAGCAUCCGUCCCAGCCUCAGUCCCAGCCUCAGUGCCAGCCUCAGUGCCAGUCUCAGUGCCAGCCUCAGUGCCAGCCUCAGUGCCAGCCUCCGUCCCAGCCUCCGUCCCAGCCUCAGUCCCAGCCUCAGUCCCAGCCUCCGUCCCAGCCUCAGUGCCAGCCUCAGUCCCAGCCUCCGUCCCAGCCUCCGUCCCAGCCUCAGUGCCAGCUUCAGUCCCAGCCUCAGUCCCAGCCUCAGUCCCAGCCUCAGCCUCAGUCCCAGCCUCCGUCCCAGCCUCAGUGCCAGCCUCAGUGCCAGCCUCAGUCCCAGCCUCCGUCCCAGCCUCAGUGCCAGCCCAGCCCAGCCCCAUCCCCAGUCCACGAACCUUGGCCAGGCCAGUUCAAAGACGUAGACUCUUUAUCCGAAGAAACCUCGUUGUGGACUCGUUUAAGGGCCCCAUCAAAAGGUAA